AUGUUCCAAUAUCCAUAUACAAAAGCAAUACCAUAUGAUAUAAUUUACCAAAAAUCAAACACAGUAAUUAUAAAAAGUCUAACGCCAGAUAUCUCAGGUCCAUUUGUUUCCAAAAUUGUUAGAGUUCCUGGUGCUUCAGUUAAUCUUAAUUUAACCCCAAACCAAGCUGUAGGAUGGAGUGUUUCAGUGGAGGAUAAAGUAAAUGGAUUCUCACAUGGUUAUAUUAUCGCAAUUGGUUCAAAGGAUGGUUCAAUUAAUAAUUUUACUUUAAAAUCAGAGAGUUCAGAUAAAUCAAUUACUUUUAAUUUGAUAUUGGAAGAAAUUUCUUGUGUUUCCCAGACUAUCACUAUUACAGAGGUAGUUCUUUAUGAUACAUCCGGUUUCAUUUCAUCUUUCAAAUCAAAUAAAGCCUAUAGUAAUAGAGAGUAUUCAGGGGAUUUGGAUAGUCCAAUAAACCCAUUGUUAAAUUAUUUUGGUCCCAACAAAGAUAAUUUAACAAUUGGAAUAGAAUGCACGGAGUCUCCAGAAUCAACAGGACCAGAAUUAGUAUCAAUUGAAGUAAAUAAAGAAAAUAUAGAUGUGGGUUCAAAUGAUAGAUCAUUAUCAUUCACAAUGGUUUUCAAUGAUCCCGAAACUGGCAUAAACAGAGGUCAGUUACCGAUUGUAUAUAUCACCUCAUUAUAUUUUGAACAUAUCAAGUGUAUUUCAAACCUAGUCAGUUGUCAAAAGGAUAUAAAAACAUGUACCUUCAAAUGUGAAACAGAGCUACCCUUUGGAUACAGUUACCCAAAUAAUCUAACUUUCCAAAUAUAUGGUGCAUUAAAUAAUGGUGGCUUUCAUUCCGGUUAUUCUUAUUUUUCUUUUUUUAAUAAAUUCAAUAAGUAUCCCAGUAUUCAAGUAGAGUUCUCCACCAAUAUCCCAGUUAUAACCCAAACAAAUAGAAUCUCCAAUGAAGGGGGCAAUUUAUUAAUUAUGGGCCAAUAUAUUGGUGAUGCUAAAUCUGUUUUAAUCAAAUAUUCAAAUGCUAAAUCAAUAACCUUAGCUCCAACAUGUAGUGAUACAUCAUAUUGUACAAUUCAGGUCCCAGAAUCAGAUUUAUCAUUUACAAUUCAAAUUGAAUUAAAGGAUAAUUCAAAAUCAAAUGAAUUCAAAAUAACCCCAGUUUAUGUUACAAAAGUUAUUCCACAAUCUUCAUCAUCUUUGGGUAGUUCCUCAUUGGUUUCAUCUUUUUCGUUAGAUCCAAUUAACUCGUCUUCAUCACAAGAGUAUGAGUGUCCAGGUAAACCAGUAUGUGGUGGUGCAUCAAAUGGUUAUUGUACAACCAAGGGUUGUGUUUGUAUAUCACCAUGGUUUGGUUUGGAAUGUAAACAAAAAGUUAUUAUUGUACCACAACCUUCAUUUAAUAACACCGAUCCAAACAUUACAGUUAUUGUACCAAAUGAAAAUAAUGCAGAUAAAGUGGAAUAUACAUCAUUGACAUCAAUUAUAUCAAUAAGAGAGGUUGACAAAGAUAAACUACCAUUCCAAAAACAUUCAUUUGAAAAAUGGGUCAAUAACAGAGUUGGCAAUUCAGUAAAUGAAUACUAUUCAAACUUUACAAAUAUCAAUAACAGCAGUAAAACAACCCAAGUAAAAGUUAUUGUAGAAUGGUUCGAAAAACAAACCAAUAUUUCAUUCGCAAGUGAGCAAUUAGAUAUGAAUCCAAGCUCAGUUAAAUAUACCAUCGAAAUCAUCGACUAUCCAUUCCAAAGCAUUUUAAACAGUUUAGAAAUUGUAAUGUCAGCAUCGUUCAAAUCAAACGACAAAACAGACGGAUGUUCCUCAAAAGAAUUUGGAGAUACCAAUGGAUGGGACAAUUCCAACUAUUUAAAGAUUCAAGUCAAUGAUCAUUCAUUAUAUGCAAGAUUCAUUAAAAGAGGAGUUAUAAACGGUAGAUCUAUUGUAACGGUAUCCAAUUCAAUUUUAGAUGAUUCAUUCAAAACUGUUCAAGAUCCAAGUCAAGCAACAUCAUUUAUAGCAAUUUCAAUACCAUACUUUUCAUCAAAUGCAACAAUCGAUCCUGAUUUUUCAAUUUUAUUAGAUCAAUCGAAAUCAUCAUCAUCAGUUUGUAAAUCCAAACUAUCAUCUACACAAAUUGCUGGUAUAAUCAUUGGUGCAGUCGGUUUUGUUGCUGUCGUUGCUAUCUGUAUAAUAGGUUAUUAUAUAAAAAAGAAAAGAGCCCAAAUAGAGAUGGACAAGUUAUCAAUUAAAUUAAAAAAUAUGGACAAAUAA
Molecule: messenger RNA, 2271 nt
Organism: Dictyostelium purpureum
Lineage: Eukaryota; Evosea; Eumycetozoa; Dictyosteliales; Dictyosteliaceae
Exons: 1
Coding region: 1-2271 (756 amino acids)
Biological process (GO): sexual reproduction
Source: RefSeq, a predicted model, not a curated record